Messenger RNA from Physella acuta, 822 nucleotides. RefSeq lists its product as uncharacterized. The record is from RefSeq and is a predicted model, not a curated record. Lineage: Eukaryota; Metazoa; Mollusca; Gastropoda; Physidae.
AUGUCUUGGGAGGUUGCAAAAUUAACAACCAGGGAACAUACUAAAUGGAAGGUUAUGGUUGAGACACUAUUCUUCACAAAGAGACUUCAACAACUUGACCAACUCACAACAAGACUUCAACAACUUGACCAACUCACAACAAUAUCUCAACAACUUGACCAACUCACAACAUGUCUUGAACAACUUGACCAACACACAACAAGAUCUCAACAACUUGGCCAACUCAUAACAAGACUUCAACAACUUAGCCAACUCACAACAGGACUUCAACAACUUGACCAACUCACAACAAUAUCUCAACAACUUGGCCAACUCAUAACAAGACUUCACCAACUUGACUCACAACAAGACUUCAACAACUUGACCAACUCACAACAAGACUUCAACAACUUGACCAACUCACAACAAUAUCUCAACAAUUUGACCAACUCACAACAAGACUUCAACAAUUUGACCAACUCACAACAAGACUUCAACAACUUGACCAACUCACAACAAGACUUCAACAACUUGACCAACUCACAACAAGACUUCAACAACUUAGCCAACUCACAACAAGACUUCAACAACUUAGCCAACUCACAACAAGACUUCAACAACUUAGCCAACUCACAACAAGACUUCAACAACUUAGCCAACUCACAACAAGACUUCAACAACUUGACCAACUCACAACAAGACUUCAACAACUUGACCAACUCACAACAAGACUUCAACAACUUGAUCAACUCACAACAAGACUUCAACAACUUGACCAACUCACAACAAGACUUCAACAACUUAGCCAACUCACAACAAGACUUCAACAACUUGACCAACUAA